CACACACACACACACACACACACAGUCAGACCGCUACGCGCAUAUAAAAAGGAAGGAGUGUGUGUCAGAGAGUGAGACAGUGUGUGUAUGAGUGUUUGAGUUUGAGUGUGUGUUUAAGUUUGUGUGUGUGUGUGUGUGUGUGUGUGUGUGUGUGUGUGUUUGAGUGUGUGAAGAUGGCUGAGAGUAAAAUGAGCUCCAACAUCAGCGGGAACAUCGGAACCGGAGCGGGAAUCCUGGCCAAGAGGUUCCAGAAGUCCAUGAGCAGAGCGCAGGAGAAGGUCCUUCAGAAACUCGGGAAAACGAUGGAGACAAAAGACGAGCAGUUUGAGCAGUGUGCAGCUAAUCUUACCAAGCAACAGACGGACGGCUCGAGGUUGUACAAGGACGUAAAGGCGUACUACAGCGCAGUCAAAGCGUUGCAUGAAACGUCGAAACGUCUUUCUCAGACACUGAAGGACGUGUACGAGGACGACUGGCAUGGGGUAGAAGAUCUGUCCGUUAUUAUGGAGAGCGAGGACCUGCUGUGGAACGAUUACGAGGAGAAGUUGAGCGAUCAGGUGAUGCGCACGAUGGAGAACUACACCGGACAGUUCCCCGAGGUCAAGGAGCGAGUUUCUAAGCGUGGACGGAAGCUGGUGGAUUAUGAUUCGGCUCGUCACCAUCUGGAGUCGCUGCAGAGCGCCAAGAAGAGAGACGAAGCCAAAAUAUCCAAAGCGGAGGAAGAGUUCAACCGAGCUCAGAAUGUGUUUGAGGACAUAAACAAGGAGCUGAGGGAGGAGCUGCCCGUCCUCUAUCAAAGUCGUAUCAGCUGCUACGUCACCGUGUUUCAGAACAUCUCCAACCUGAGGGACGUCUUCUACAAGGAGAUGAGUGUGUUAAAUCACGACAUUUAUAACGUCAUGAAGAAGCUCGAGACGCAGCACUCAACCAAACCCUUCAUCAUCAAAGGCCUUAACAGUACCGCGUCUAAGAAGAGGAAAUCCCUGACCAUCUCUGCGCCCAUCCCCUGUAACACAGCGUUUCCUCCCGAUCAUCCUGGCCUCAGCAAACUCAGCGUUCCUGAAGAACUCGCACACAAAGACAAAGACGCAGACUCUCGCUUUGAUAAGACACUGCCGGAGGUAUCUGACUCGGACGACUCGGGCUCUGUCGAAAGUGUCCCGAGCACUCCCAGCCAGCAGUCUGUGUGCUCCGAGAGCGAGGAAGUUAAACACCACGUGAACAACGAGAGCACAGCAGACACUGCGGAGCAGCCGGCAAUUGAGCAUGCCGACGAGGAGCAGGUUUCUGAGGGAUCUCCAUCAGAGGACACGCAGAUAUCUGAAACUCAAGAAGAAGAAGACGAAAAAGCUGUUGGAGAGGAGUCCACCCCUACGACAGGAGAUAAGGAGGAGGCGGGACAUGGAGAGAAUAAAGAGAAAGAAGACAGAGGAGAGAGUGAACAAAGUAAAGAGGUAAAGAAAGGACCCGAGGUCAAGAGUCAGCAAACGGACACUCCACCACCUCCUGGGUUCCUCUAUAAGGUCGUUGCCUUGGAGACCCAGGAGUCGGACGAAGGCAUUCUUUUACUCUUCACUAAAGGAGACAUUCUUCUUGUAUUUGUGGAUGAAGAUGAAGAAACGCCGGACGGUACCGUGUGGGCGAUCAGAGAACAGGACUGGAUCCAGCAUAAGGACCUGACGCUCCUCUCGGGCCUCGUCACAGAGACCCUGAUUCAGCGACUCGACUCGAACCCCUGAGUCACGACUCGCCGCUUGGUUCCUGACUCAGCAGCUUUGACGUACAGAACCCUGCGACUCCGAGAACACGACACGCGCUUUCAGUUCUGCAAUCCAAGUUCCCCCGCUUAACCUGUCUCUUUACUUUCACUUGCACAUCUCCAACAAACUGCACAUUUUACACUUCACACAGACGUGUGUGUGUGUGUGUGUGUGUGUGGAGUUAUGCAAAAAUAUGUAAAAGAACUUUAUAUAUUUUCGUUCCCUGACUGUCUGUUCAGCGUUUCAGAGCAUCGUUACAGCUGAUGAUAGAAUUUCAGUGUUUAAAGUGCAAUCGUCAUAUUUUCUACGGUCAUGCCUUUUCAGAAUAUUUUUCAAAGUAUUUCUUCUCCUAAAUCCUCGGUUCUGUCUCUCGCUCUUUGUAAAAUAAAAAAAUUUAAAAAGAAUAAUAUAAGAAACAACUGUGAAACGUCCUGAACAUUUUAUACACACUUUUUAAAAAAUGAAUCCAACUUACUAUAAAUGCAAUAAAGGUUUAAUAAAGAUUUAAUUCCUGUACGGUU
Molecule: messenger RNA, 2281 nt
Organism: Clarias gariepinus (North African catfish)
Lineage: Eukaryota; Metazoa; Chordata; Actinopteri; Siluriformes; Clariidae
Gene: bin2b
Product: bridging integrator 2b
Exons: 12
Coding region: 174-1739 (521 amino acids)
Biological process (GO): phagocytosis, engulfment; podosome assembly; plasma membrane tubulation
Cellular component (GO): podosome; plasma membrane; phagocytic cup
Molecular function (GO): protein binding; phospholipid binding
Source: RefSeq, a predicted model, not a curated record